Messenger RNA from Acaulospora morrowiae, 3771 nucleotides. The record is from the annotation of a GenBank genome assembly. NCBI's taxonomy places the organism in Eukaryota, Fungi, Glomeromycota, Glomeromycetes, Diversisporales, Acaulosporaceae.
AUGGCAUCACCGGCUAGUGUUUUAUCCGAUCGUAGUUUAGCUCACCACUCCGGUAGAGUAAGCAACGAUUCUUUAAUUAUAAGAGGAAAUUUGGUCAGGUCACAAAGUAAGGCGCAACCAAAGACGCCAACAAAUAAUUCGCAAUAUGUUCCUUCGGUACUACCCGGGGAGGAAAGUAAGCCGCGCAUGGUUAUCGACAAAAUGGUUCUGGUUAAUUUCAAGUCGUAUUUUGAUCGUCAAUCUUUCUCCUCCAUCGUUGGACCCAAUGGCUCGGGAAAAUCCAAUGUCAUCGAUGCCCUUUUAUUUGUAUUUGGAUAUAGAGCAAAUAAAAUGCGACAAGGCAAACUAUCAGAGCUCAUUCACUCGUCACAAGGGCACGAGAACUUGGAUUACUGCACUGUUGAGGUGCAUUUCAAAGAAAUAUAUGAUUUGCCCGGCCAAGAUAAUUUCGAGAUUGUCCCUAAUUCAGAACUGGUCAUCUCGCGUCAAGCAUUUCGAAACAAUUCGAGUAAAUAUUUUAUCAACGGGCGUCCAAGCAAUUAUACUGAAGUGACGUCUUUGUUGAAAGAAAGAGGAAUAGACUUAGAUCACAAACGUUUUUUGAUAUUGCAGGGUGAAGUUGAAUCUAUAUCACAGAUGAAACCAAAGGCACCUAAUGAACAUGAGGAUGGACUUUUAGAAUAUCUUGAGGAUAUAAUAGGGACAUCCAAGUACAAAGAACCUAUUGAAAAGUCUAGUCAAAAAGUUGAACAGUACAACGAAGAACGUUCAGAAAAAUUACACCGAACAAAAAUUGUAGAAAAGGAAAAGCAGAGUCUAGAGGCUAAGAAGAAAGAAGCCGAAGAUUUUCUUCGAGAGGAAAAUGAAUUGUCGAUUAAAAAAUCCACGUUAUAUCAGAAGCAACUUCUAAACCUCAAGAACGUUAUUGACAUUAAUACCAAGAUGGUGGACCAAUUGAGCAACGAACUUAAAAUAGAACAGGAAAAACAUGCUCAGACCCAUCAAGAAUAUGAGAUUCUCGAAAAUUCAUAUGCAAAUUCUUUAAAGGAAUAUGGUUCUCUAGAAAGAGAAGCCGACCUGGUUCUCAAAGAAAAAGCAAAAUUUUGUCGUGAAACUAUUCAUCUUGAAGAAAAAAAGAAGCAUGCACAAACAAAACAAAAGAGGUUGCUAAAAACCAUGCAGAAUGAGCGUCAUGCUCUUUCCGAGGCAAAAACAUCCAUUCGAUACAAUGAAGAUGAUUUGGUUAAAAGAAAACAGGAGAUUAAACGUUUAGAGGAGUCGUUGGAGGCCGAAGAGAGGGAGUUGGAAGUAAUUCGCGAAAGUCUUAAGGGUAAGACGGAGAUUUUUACCGCAAAAAUUGAGGAGAAACAAAGAGAGUUAGCACCAUGGAUAGAGAAAAUUAAUUCGAAACAAUCCGCCAUUGAUGUUACCCAAUCCGAAUAUAAUAUACUCAAUGAUAAAAUUGAUUCUAUAAAGCAAAAUUUAGAACAAGCCGAGAAAGAUAUUGUUUCCCUUGAAGAAACACGUCGCUCAAAGGAACAUGAGAUAAAGGCUUCUAGGAAUCAAAUUAGUCUUGAAAAAAAAGAAAUUGAAAAAAUUGAAGCUAUGCUGAAAGAUUCUGACAAUAUUCAAGAGGAAAUUAGAGCUCGUCUUUCAGAUGCACGACAAAAAGAGAACGAGGCGAAAACACUUUUGCAAUCAUCUCAGUCCAGGGGGCAAGUGCUUUCCAGCUUAUUGAAACUCAAAGACAGCGGUCGCAUCAAGGGCCUUUAUGAUCGAUUGGGAAACCUCGGAGUUAUAGAUGAUAAAUAUGAUGUCGCGAUUUCUACUGCAUGUCCGGCACUCGAUCACAUAGUGGUGGAUUCAGUUGAGGCUGGGCAAAAUUGUAUUGAAUAUCUUAAGAGAAAUAAUUUAGGGCGUGCGCAUUUCAUUCUCUUAAAUCAACUUUCUUCAAAAGAUAUGAGUCCAAUCUCAACACCUGAGGGCAUUCCUCGACUGUUUGAUCUUGUUAAACCUAAGGAGGAAAAAUUCGCACCAGCUUUUUACAAGGUUUUACAAAAUACUCUUGUAGCAAAAGAUCUGCAACAGGCAACUAGGAUUGCUUACGGCAAGCAAAGAUGGCGCGUAGUUACCUUAGAAGGUCAACUCUUUGAUCUAGUUGGUACCAUGAGUGGAGGUGGUAAUAGAGUUAUUCGUGGAGGCAUGAGUUCAAAAUUUGUUUCGGAUGUGACUCCCGAAAUGAUUUCUAAGUUGGAGAGGGAACGAUUUGAUUUGGAAAACAACUGGAAAGAAUUUAAUGAAAAACGCAAAGCGUAUGAAAGUCGGCUUCAACAACUCAAACAAGAACUACCCCUGAUGGAGGUUAAUUUAUCAAAAUUAGAAAUGGAUUCAAGCUCAUGCGUUAAACGCAUUACCGAUGCCCAGAAACUCAUCUCGGAAUUGCGACAACAGAAUAAACCAAAUGUUGAAGAUCGAAAACGAAUGCAACAACUUAAAGGGGAAAUCGAUAAAUUGAAUCUGGAAUUGACUAAUCUCAAGAGUCAAUCUUCAAAGAUAGAGGGCGAAAUAGGAAUGCUGCAUGAAAAGAUUUUGCAAGUCGGUGGUGAUAAGCUUCGUGCCCAAAAGAUGAAAGUAGACUCGAUAAAAGAACAAAUAGAUAUGACUAAUGAUCAUAUCACGAAAGCCCAAGUUGCAAAAUCGAAGGCCGAAAAAGAUGUAACCAAAUUUGAAAAUUCAAUUGCUAAAAAUGAAGGUGAAAUAGAACAGCUUAACCAAGAAAUGCAAGACUUAGAAGGCAGUAUUCGACAGAAUACAGAAUUAUCAAGGUCUAUCGAGAUCCGAGUUGAAAGAAUAAAAGAGGCAUGUUAUCUGUAUAAUUGUUCUAAUUGCUUUAGGCGAGCCGAUCUGGAAGAAAAGAAAGAAGCGCUAGAUGAAAUGAAAGCAGAACGCGACAGUAAAGCAACUAUAAUUAAUAACACCCGGGCCAUCCAGUUAGAAAUUAAAAAUAAACUUGAAAAUAACGAGCGCAGCUUGUUGGAAAAUAGGCAUAAGGAAAAACACCUAGUAAACUCUCUCAAAAAGCUCACCCUUCACGAAAUAAGUGAAGAUGAGAGACAACCUGAAUUUCCAACUUAUACGGAGGACGAACUUAAAUCAAUCGAUGAAGAAAACUUGAAAAAUGAAAUCGAAGUUCUUAAUGAAAAGAUUCAGAGUGCCAGCCCUAAUCUAAACGUUUUGGCGGAAUACAAGCGUUGUGAAGAAGAAUAUCUUUCCAGGGCAAGAGACCUUGAAGAAGUCACCCGUAUGCGUGACGAAUGCAAAAAAGAGUAUGACGAUCUUCGUAAAUUGAGAUUAGAAGAGUUUAUGCAUGGGUUUACAUUAAUAUCCCAAAAAUUGAAGGAGAUGUAUCAGAUGAUUACGCUUGGGGGUAAUGCUGAGCUUGAAUGUUGUGAUAGUCUAGAUCCCUUUUCUGAAGGUAUUAUAUUCAGCGUUAUGCCUCCGAAAAAAAGCUGGAAAAAUAUCUCUAAUUUAUCCGGCGGAGAAAAGACGUUAAGCUCUUUAGCUUUGGUGUUUGCUCUUCAUCAUUUUAAACCAACUCCACUAUACGUGAUGGAUGAGAUUGAUGCUGCCUUGGAUUUUCGCAAUGUUUCAAUCGUGGCAAAUUAUAUCAAAGAACGUACCAGAAAUGCACAAUUCAUUGUCAUUAGCUUACGGAAUAACAUGUUCGAGUUGGCUGACCGCUUAGUGGGAAUUUACAAGACAAAUAAUAUG